Magallana angulata is the source of this 3670-nucleotide messenger RNA. RefSeq names its product ADAMTS-like protein 3. The transcript is spliced from 17 exons. Bases 236 to 3211 code for a protein of 991 amino acids. Gene Ontology annotation, cellular component: extracellular matrix. NCBI's taxonomy places the organism in Eukaryota, Metazoa, Mollusca, Bivalvia, Ostreida, Ostreidae. Gene Ontology annotation, biological process: extracellular matrix organization. Gene Ontology annotation, molecular function: metalloendopeptidase activity. The record is from RefSeq and is a predicted model, not a curated record.
ACACGGCGGGCGGAGUUCAUCUAUUGGAUCUCACUCGCAAAAGUUUUUAUUUAAAAAAAAAAAUUAGUUUUUUGUUAGCGGUCAUCAUCCGAUUUUGCCGUGGCAAUGCCAUUAGCAGCAGAGUCAGAUAUCAUUGUUUUGAUCUGACUUGUCUAUAAGAGGGCAGGGAUGAGUUCUUCUCUAUUAUCAUACAGUUCUAAGGUAAUCUACCCAAAAUGACGGAUUCUAUAUCAAAAUGAAGACUUUGUAUGCUUAUUUAUUCAUCUGGAUUUCUAUGUGUACCGUAUCAUGUGACGAUUGGGCUCCUUGGACACAAUGGGGUACGUGUUCCCGUACCUGCGACGGUGGCGUCACCUACCGCACCAGGCGGUGUCGCAAAGAUUCACCGAUGAACCGGGAAUGUCGGACCGAUGACGUUCAGUAUAGAGCUUGCAACAUGCAGGAAUGUCCAGGGAAUGUACUAGACUAUAGAGCGUUGCAAUGUUCAGCGUUUAAUAAGAACCCGUAUUCAGGAGAGGUGCUAAAUUGGGUCCCAUACCACGAUUCCAAGAACCCAUGCGCCCUGUAUUGUCAGGCCGAGGGACAUGACGUCAUCCACCGAUUGGCUAAUCAUGUGGUGGACGGUACAAAAUGUCGGAACGACUCAAAGGAUAUGUGCAUCGACGGAAAGUGUUGGAAUGUGGGAUGUGAUGGUAUACUGGGAUCAAAGAAAGUACUGGACAGAUGUGGGGUAUGUGGAGGAAACAAUUCGUGUAUGUCACGACAGACACCGAAAUUUACGUGGUCACUCUCGGGAUACGGUGAAUGUUCAUCGACUUGUGGUGUAGGAUACAGAAGAGCAAAGCCGGUCUGUAUAAAUAGGGCAUCCGGGAAACGGGUCCGCAACAAAAGAUGUCGCUCUGCAGAAAGACCGAAACAACAGACUCGGUCAUGCAAAUUACGGGACUGCAAAGGAAACCCAAUGUAUAAAUGGGUGUUCGGCCCUUGGAGCAAUUGUUCCUGCGCAAAGAAGUACUCUUGGAGAGCCAGACGAUGUGUAAUGUUCUUUCCGAAUUCCACACAAACAUACGUCAGCGAAAAGUUUUGUGACACCCGAACACCAGUUACCAAACAACUUUGCGACAAAACACUGUGUCCUGUUUGGCAUGUCGGACACUGGGCACCGUGCUCUGUAACUUGUGGAAACGGUGUCCAGAGAAGGGGUGUCGUCUGCCAACACUUUGGAAAAGAGUUCUGCGACCUAAAAUUCAAACCGAUAACGCUUCGAUCUUGCAACACCUCAGUCUUAUGCUUUGUUCAGAAUGAUAUACAAGAGGUGAUUUUAGGGGAGUCGGACAGCAGUUCCAUUAAACGCCUACCCCCGCUGAAGAGUACAGAGAGAACAGGGCCCCGCCCAAGAUUUGUGGCAAGAGAAUGGCAGCCCUGCAGUGUCACGUGUGGUAGGGGCCGGAAAUGGCGCUACGUCACCUGUCAAGUCUAUGUCUUGCGCAUAGGAAAAGAUACGGAACUUCCGGAUAAAGAAUGCAAGGGAUUGAAACCACUGAAUUCCUCUCCUUGCAUCAUACAGGAAUGUGUGGAACAGUUUGAGUACCGUGUAGUGGGUAUGACGCCGUGCAGCAGAAGUUGUUUGGGCGGGGUACAGGAAACUAUCGUUCGAUGUGUUAGCAUACACAACGGUUCCACGGUGGAUGACAGUAAUUGUAAAGAUGUCCACUUAGUCCCUGUCGAAAGAAGAGUUUGUAACGACAUCAAUUGUCCUCAGAGGUGGAAAGUGGGAGAUUUCGGGAUGUGUUCAGUCAGCUGUGGCGGGGGAAUCAUGCACCGUGACGUCGAGUGCAUACAGGAGUUUGCUGUUGGCUUCCGGGACGCGAUCCAUCUUCCGGAUUACAUGUGCGAGCAACCCGUGCCAACUCGCAACCGGAAAUGCAACAGCAUCGACUGCCACUCUGAGUGGCUGUCUGGUCCGUGGUCGAAGUGUUCCGUUACAUGCGGUCAGGGAUAUCGGUCACGUGAUGUGUACUGUGUGAAGAAGAAUGCUGGGGGAAACUACAUAAACAUUUCGUCUACUCUUUGUGAUUCGAACAAGCAUCCCAUGGAUGUACAAAAGUGCAAUCACACCGUUUGUCCAGAACCGAAACUACGCGCAUUAGAAGUUCAGUUUUUUCAAAUGGACAAACUUAAAAGAGUGAAACUCACCAUUGGCAUGACUGCAACUAUUUUGCCAGGGACAACUAUCCUAAUAAAGUGUCCGACGCGUGGGAUACAAUUACAGGAUAUAAGAUGGUUAAAAAAUGGGACCACGAUCCGAUAUUCUAAAAGGGUCAAGUUAACCCGGAAGAGAUUUUUGAAAAUUAGAAAUGCUGUUCCAGAGAAAGACUCGGGGAUAUACUCCUGCAAAGCUGGAUCCUUGCAGUCGAGUAGUCCUCUAUCUUUCAGCAGUGUUUAUGACAUAUUUAAAGCGACAAUGCUGCGACAGAAGUAUAUCUCUGGAAUUCAGCCAAUGAAUUUGGUUGCGCGAAGCAUUUAUACGAAACAGAUGGACCCCGUGUCCAGGAAAUAUAGUCCGCUUUUCCUGGUUAAGAGUGACUGGAGUGCUUGCUCUGCUACGUGUGGCGGAGGAUUGCAGUCGCGAAACGUCAGUUGUGAAAUCAUUACGCGAGAUUACUUUGAAGUGUUUCCGGUGAGAUUAUGUACUAAGGCAGGGCACAGUGCUCCGUUAUUGAUUCAGAGUUGUAAUACGUUUCCGUGUUUGGAAUGGUCUCUAGGGAAUUGGUCGGAGUGCGCGGCUUCAGAGUGUGUUAGGGACAAAACCGCAUUGAUAAAACGAGAAGUCAUUUGCCUGUCAAACGAUCAAGUGAUGAACGACACCUCACACUGUGAGAGUCUGGGUACUAUCCCACCCACAGAAAUGGAGUGCUCCAACAAAGACUGCAAAGCCGUGUGGAUUGCUUCCAAAUGGACAAUGUGUAUUGGUGAAUGUGAGACAAACGGUUUCAAAACGAGAUCACUCGAUUGUGUAUGGUCUAAAACGAGGCUAUCCGCCGGAAAAGAGUGCUCUUCUCUCCAGCGACCAAGGACGAUGAAAAUGUGCGAAAUGGGCAACUGCUCUUGCACGGACGAAUCGGAAUAUUGCAGUGUGGUGAAAAUGAUGAAAUUUUGUAAAUUUGAAAAUUUUCGCCGGAACUGUUGUGUGUCUUGUAAAAAGUCAUAAUGCUCUUAAAACUAAAUGUAUAACAUUUCCAUCCUACCUCAGAAUCAAUACUGUCAACAGAGUAAUAGUAUACUGUAUCAUAUUUUGAAGUGAUAAAUGUGCGUUUAUAAUUAUAAAAAGAAUACAUAUUCUAUUUUAGUUAACAACGAUCUGUAUUUUGGAUAAAUGUUCAAGAUAUUAAAAUGCAGUUACAACUUACCAACAAAAAAUAAACUGAAUUUUUUUCUUCGAAAAUCGAAGCUCGUUGCUUUCACAUUAAAAUUUGUUGCUGUUUUUUCUUCAAUAAAUGCAUUUAAUUUAUUUGUAUUUCAUUGAUAUGCAGCAACAAAAAUAUAUUCACGAUAUGAAUAAUCUUUAUUGCUUUGUUCUAUUUUGAUGAACUUUAAUAGCAUGCAUGUUUUAUUUUACCAAAAAAAAUAAAAAUAAAUGCAGAUAAUUAAGACGAGUUUAGUGUUAUUU